AUGCAGAAUCCCUGCCAUGACAACCACCAGGAGGGCGGAGGACCAGUCAACAACCAAAGAGAUAAUUAUCUCCUUGAUGAGGAGGUUAACGAUAGCCCAUUCACUGAAAGGCUCAUGAACUUGGCAAUAUCGCCGAGAUUCAAGAGUGUCAAGAUACCACCGCACGACGGAAGUCAAGACCCGGAGGCCCAUUUAGAGGCUUUCAAGACCGAAAUGUUGUUCAAUGGGAUAACUGGACCUAUCAAGGCCAGAAUCUUCGCGACGACGUUAACAGGCCAGGCAAUGGCCUGGAUAACCAGGCUUCCCAGGAACUCGAUUGACUCGUUCGAGGACCUAGCCCAAACUUUUCGGUUGAAUUUCGCAACAAGCAAGGCGCAUCCAAUGCUGGCCUACGCCUUGGGAAGAAUCCAACAAAAGGAGAAUGAAUCAUUGAGGAAAUACCUCGAUAGGUUCAAAGAUGCUGCCCUAAAGGUUCGAAAUUUAAUUGAGCCAGUACACUUGCAUCUGAUCAUCUCGGGAUUAGAUGGCGAUUCUCCACUGGCAAAGUCAAUUUACAAGAAACUGGUCAAUGACCUGGAGGAGUUCCGACGAAGGUCGGACAAGUACAUUGACGUGGAGGACAUGCAGAAGGCUUAUGGGGAAUCCAGAGGUCGAAGCCCGAAUCACAGGAGUCCAAGCAAGAAAAACAAAGACUGGGAUCAACGAGGGGCGAAGAAGGGAAAAGACACUCGGGAUAAUAGGUCGGAUGACCGAUCCCCAAGGAGCAAAUAUGAUGAUUACACGCCUUUGAACAUGUCCAGGUAUAGGAUAUGGAAAGAGGUGGCCCAGACUGAAAUGCGCAAUGUCGAGAGACCUCGACCCCUGAAGGCCAAGAGUGGAUUGGAUAGAAACAAAUACUGCGCUUUUCAUGACCAGAACGGUCACAUCACGGAUGACUGUUGGGACCUCCGAGAUGCCAUCGAAAAACACAUCAGAGAGGGGAAAUUGAAACAAUACAUCAUCAGAACUCAGGGCAAGAAGAAUAAUAAGCGAAGGCGGAGAAGCUGGAGCCUAAGUCAGAGCCCGAAGAGAGAGGAUAGAAAGGAUCAGAGACAAGACCGCCCUACAAAGGGCAAAGAGGUCGAAGAUAAAGAUGAGGUUUUUUAG
Gastrolobium bilobum is the source of this 1146-nucleotide messenger RNA. RefSeq lists its product as uncharacterized. NCBI's taxonomy places the organism in Eukaryota, Viridiplantae, Streptophyta, Magnoliopsida, Fabales, Fabaceae. The record is from RefSeq and is a predicted model, not a curated record. Bases 1 to 1146 code for a protein of 381 amino acids. The transcript has a single exon.